GCGGCCAGAUUCUCUCGGGCCUAGCCGCCGUCGUCUCAAUCUGUUCAGUUGGAGAACCGUUUCGUGAUGUGCGAAGUACUUGAGCAGCAGUACCCGUCGCCCAGCGGUUACAUUUCGAAACGUAUAAACACUACGUAACGCUCGAAGACCACAGCUGAAUUGCCUGCAAUGUCACUAGUAGACAUAUUCGCAUGUAUCACGGGUGGGAACUUCCCGGCAGUGCCAGGGUCCACGCAACAAGCGUAUUCGAAGAGUUCCUUUGCAGUGUUUCUAGCGACGCCGCCUUUAGGCAUCAUUUCAAUUUUGGCGCCGAAUGUGGAGGCGUGUUUGGCGGAUGAUGUAGCGAGGAGAUUGCACGGGAAUGAGGUGCCGCUCGGGGAGUAUCUCAAGGAAGAGUUGAAUGAUGAGAGGGAGAGGGUCAACAUCUUGUUCUAUCGAACUUGUCUUGGAAGACUAAAAUGGAUGAUCACCUAG
Messenger RNA from Mytilinidion resinicola, 474 nucleotides. RefSeq lists its product as uncharacterized. The transcript has a single exon. The record is from RefSeq and is a predicted model, not a curated record. NCBI's taxonomy places the organism in Eukaryota, Fungi, Ascomycota, Dothideomycetes, Mytilinidiales, Mytilinidiaceae. The coding region runs from base 169 to 474 and encodes 101 amino acids.